CUUUUCAACGGCAUCGUAAAUAAAAUCUACGAAAUACCAACCGAUAACUGUAGAAUACAACUAGCCGGAGGGAAGCUUGGGGGCUGCUGCAAUGGCGGCGUUAACGAAGCAUAUCCAUACUCACUUCUUCCAACCUCUUUUCGCUUCCUUCAAUUUUCAGUCGCGCAGUCAUCGUUCUCCCACACGAAUCUCGCCGACUUUAUCCUUUCGUAACUCUGAUUCUCACUUUAUUGAAGCUCUGAAACUCGUUGAUGAAUUCGACCCCGAAAUUCCCUUGGAGAAGGCCGUCACUCCACCCAGCUCCUGGUACACCGAUCCUUCAUUUUUCGCUCUCGAGCUCGAUCGUGUCUUCCACAGAGGAUGGCAGGCCGUAGGAUACGUUGAACAGUUAAAAGAUCCCCAUGACUUUUUCACAGGCAGGUUGGGAAAUGUAGAAUACGUUGUCUGCAAAGAUAAUAACAAGAAGGUUCGUGCAUUUCACAAUGUCUGCCGCCAUCAUGCCUCACUUCUUGCAUCUGGAUGUGGGAAGAAGUCCUGCUUUGUGUGCCCAUAUCAUGGAUGGACAUAUGGGUUGGAUGGAGGGCUGCUUAAGGCGACUAGAAUAAAUGGAAUACAGAACUUUGAUGUAAAUGAUUUUGGGCUCGUACCGUUACCCGUAGCGACAUGGGGGCCGUUCGUUCUUCUCAAUAUGGAUGAAAAAUUAUCAUCUGAGCUGGUUGUUGAUGAAGAUAAAGUGGCAUAUGAAUGGCUGGGAAGCUGUGCAGAUUUGCUGAGUUUAAAUGGAGUUGAUGCUUCUUUAAGUUUUGUCUGUCGACGUGAAUACACCAUUGAAUGUAAUUGGAAGGUUUUUUGUGACAACUACUUAGACGGAGGGUAUCACGUCCCGUAUGCACACAAAGGGCUUGCAUCAAAUCUCAAGCUCGAGUCGUAUUCUACAGAAAUAUUUGAAGCUGUUAGUAUUCAAAGUUGUAAGGGUGGGGGAGAAUCAAAAGGCGAUGAUUAUGGUCGACUUGGACCAGAAGCACUAUAUGCUUUUGUAUACCCAAACUUCAUGAUAAAUAGGUACUUCUUGGAUACAUCAACAUAUCUGGCUCUUUGGCUAUUUAUGUUUCGAGACGUUUUUUUGCUGAUGUUCGUCUCGUCGUUUUCCGGGUUAUAUAACAGAUAUGGACCUUGGAUGGACACUAAUCUAGUACUCCCACUCGGACCUCAAAAAUGUCUAGUGGUUUUCGAUUAUUUUCUCGAAACCCCUUUUAAGAAUGACGAAUCAUUUAUACAACAAAGUUUAGAAGACAGUGAAAGUGUGCAGAUUGAAGACAUUAUUCUGUGUGAAGGUGUUCAAAAGGGUCUCGAGUCGCCUGCUUACAAGUUCGGUCGAUAUGCUCCUUCGGUCGAGAAUGCAAUGCACCAUUUCCAUCGUCUUCUUCAUCUUAACCUCACAAAAUAAUUGUCCUAUAAUUAUUAAUUUGUACUCAUAAGUUAUUGUAUCUUUUCUCAACGUUUUCAUUUUAACUCCUUACCAUAUGAUUACCCGACAUCGGGAUGUUCUGACGGUAGUGUGAAUAGAAAGUUAUUCGAUUUCAAUUGUCUGACUCGGAACACACGUUGACUUAUAAUUGUUAUAACUUCA
Molecule: messenger RNA, 1630 nt
Organism: Cucurbita maxima (winter squash)
Lineage: Eukaryota; Viridiplantae; Streptophyta; Magnoliopsida; Cucurbitales; Cucurbitaceae
Product: choline monooxygenase, chloroplastic
Exons: 9
Coding region: 92-1447 (451 amino acids)
Molecular function (GO): iron ion binding; 2 iron, 2 sulfur cluster binding
Source: RefSeq, a predicted model, not a curated record